UUUUAUUUUUAUCUAUGUCAUAUGCCUAAUUGACGCAUCGUGGGACGCUUUUCGCGCUGUGUAAUUUAUUAUUUCUGUAGUUCCUUGUUUUAUUUAAAAUGUCGGGUAUUGCGAGUGCUCGUCUCGCGGAAGAAAGAAAAGCUUGGCGUAAGGACCAUCCCUUUGGGUUUGUUGCAAGACCUAUGAAAAACCCUGACGGCUCACUAAACUUAAUGACAUGGGAAUGUGCGAUUCCAGGAAAAAAAGGGACACCCUGGGAAGGUGGACUGUACAAGCUGCGAAUGAUCUUCAAAGAUGAUUACCCCUCUAGUCCACCAAAAUGCAAAUUUGAACCCCCUCUGUUCCACCCAAAUGUCUACCCUUCUGGAACUGUUUGCCUUUCGUUACUUGAUGAAGAAAAGGACUGGCGCCCAGCGAUAACAAUCAAACAGAUUCUACUUGGUAUUCAAGACCUUCUUAAUGAGCCAAAUGUCAAAGAUCCUGCACAGGCUGAAGCUUACACAAUCUAUUGUCAAAACCGGCUAGAAUAUGACAAGAGAGUAAGGGCACAAGCACGUGCAAUGGCUGCCACUGAAUAAAACUCAAAUAAAUUAAACUAACUUAAAAAAACCAUCAUUUUGAUUGCAGCAUAAUAUAGGAAAAUUGAAUUGUAUAGGCUUCAGAUUGCAUUGCUAUGAAGAUGAUUUAUAGUCCACAUGUCAAACUAUGGUAAUAACAUGUCUUCAUUGACUUGUGAUAUCAAAAGUGGUUGCAAAUAAAAUCAAUUUUUCUAUAUUUUGUAGUAAAGUGAUUGUACUUUGAAUAUAGUCAUAAGAAUUGUUAAAAUUUUAAUUUCUUGUAGGAGACAUUAAUAAUUUAACAGUUAUUUUCAUUCAAGUAUAUAUGUACUUGAUUUCCAAUGUUUUUGUAAUUAAAAAGUAAGUCCAUAGCCAACAUUUUCAUAUUUUCCAUGUAAAAUAUAAAUAAAUGUGUUAAUUUAUUUUGUAACAACAAAUAGGGAUGUAAAAUAAUGUGUUAAUGGAGGUUAUGUGAAGAAGUAAGACUGGUGAGAUUAAAGGUUAUGACUAGAAGCUUUUAUUAAAUUACUAAAAGCAUUCUUUCUUGUAAACAACUGUAUUGCAGAUAAAAUCACUGUAGAAUCGGUAACAUCUAAGAUGAGUUGCGAUAAGAAUCUUAACUAUGAUUUUAAACUAUUUUUGUAUCUUUAUGUUAGUAUUAUCGUAUAAUAAUAAAUUGUAAAAAUCUUA
Messenger RNA from Colias croceus (clouded yellow), 1247 nucleotides. RefSeq names its product SUMO-conjugating enzyme UBC9-A (gene lwr). The transcript is spliced from 5 exons. Lineage: Eukaryota; Metazoa; Arthropoda; Insecta; Lepidoptera; Pieridae. The record is from RefSeq and is a predicted model, not a curated record. Gene Ontology annotation, biological process: protein sumoylation. Gene Ontology annotation, molecular function: SUMO conjugating enzyme activity. Gene Ontology annotation, cellular component: nucleus. Bases 99 to 578 code for a protein of 159 amino acids.